Kazachstania africana CBS 2517 is the source of this 669-nucleotide messenger RNA. RefSeq names its product haloacid dehalogenase superfamily protein. The transcript has a single exon. The record is from RefSeq and is a predicted model, not a curated record. NCBI's taxonomy places the organism in Eukaryota, Fungi, Ascomycota, Saccharomycetes, Saccharomycetales, Saccharomycetaceae. Bases 1 to 669 code for a protein of 222 amino acids. Gene Ontology annotation, molecular function: phosphatase activity.
AUGGACGGUCUUCUCAUUAAUACUGAAGACACAUAUACCGUUGCUGCCAAUGAAAUACUGGCUAAAUAUGGAAAGGGACCUUUAACAUGGGAUAUUAAGCUAAAAUUACAGGGUUUACCUGGAAGAGAGGCUGGUGAAAAACUGAUUGCAGCAUACCAAUUACCAAUCACUUUUGAAGAAUUAGAUAAACUUAAUGUCGAGGUCCAAAACAAGUUAUGGCCUUCAAGCAAGUUUCUUCCAGGUGCCAAAGAAUUGAUUACUUACUUACAUAGAAGAAAAAUUCCAAUUGCUCUUUGUACUUCUUCUUUUAAGAACAAGUUUAUUGCCAAAACAAGUCAUUUACCUGAAAUGAACAAUUUUGAUGUUAUUGUUACUGGGGAUGAUCCAAGAAUUCCAAAAGGUAGAGGUAAACCGCACCCAGAUAUCUGGGAAUUAGGGUUGAAAUUAUUAAAUGACAAGUUUAAUGAAAAAAUUUCUCCAGAAGAAACUAUUGUAUUUGAAGAUGGAAUUGCUGGAGUUAAAGGUGGAAAAACAUUUGGUUCACAAAUCGUUUGGGUUCCACAUCCAGAGGCAUACGAAUAUUUGGGUGAUACUGAUGCAAUCUUGGAUGGCAGAGGUGAACUUUUGAAGUCUCUUGAAGAUUUAGAAAAGACUAAAUACGGUUUAUAA